This is a messenger RNA of Vicia villosa (hairy vetch), 708 nucleotides long. RefSeq lists its product as uncharacterized. The transcript has a single exon. Lineage: Eukaryota; Viridiplantae; Streptophyta; Magnoliopsida; Fabales; Fabaceae. The coding region runs from base 1 to 708 and encodes 235 amino acids. The record is from RefSeq and is a predicted model, not a curated record.
AUGGGCAUGGUCUUCGGCGAAGAAUUUAGGGACUUGAAAACGAAUCUUCAAGGGGUAGUGCCGGACAUAUUGGCAACGGACGAAUUCCAUUGGAAGCUAAAUACAAACGGAGAUUUCUCGGUGUCUAGUGUUUCACACUUGGUCUCUAAUGCAAAGGAUAUAGCUUGGUCUACAUCCACUAUCAAGUUGUUGGAUGUUAUUUGGAAGACAACCAUUCCGGCAAAGAUCAAGAUUUUCGCAUGGAGAUUCCUCACCAAUAGACUUCCGGUUAAAGUGCAACUUGGUAAUAGAGGUGUGUCUAAUCUUACUUCCUUUGAUUGCCCUUUUUGUAAUAGUCAUCCGGAAUCCUUGGAUCAUCUUUUCUACCAUUGCAAUGUCACAAAGGCGGUAUGGAAUAGAAUUUAUUUGUGGUUGGGUAAUGAUGUUAAGCUUUCUUAUGAGGAGUUUAAGAGCUUUGGGUGCAUACAAGAAAAGGAGAAAAACAUCAACUCUAAAGCUAAACUAAACAUAAUAUGGAUAGCUUUAAUUUGGUGUACUUGGAAUAUGAGGAAUACAAUCAUUUUUGACAAUGGAAAUUUUAGCUUCGACGAGGUCAUAUCAAACAUCUUGUAUUUCUCAUGGAGAUGGGUUAACAUUAUGGAAUUUCCGGGUAGGAUAACUUUUUAUGAUUGGUAUAAAUUACCAUUAUUUUGUAACAAAACUUCUUAG